This is a messenger RNA of Arxiozyma heterogenica, 2238 nucleotides long. It is a transcript of the gene MPS3, whose product is annotated as Mps3p. Bases 1 to 2238 code for a protein of 745 amino acids. The transcript has a single exon. The record is from RefSeq and is a predicted model, not a curated record. Lineage: Eukaryota; Fungi; Ascomycota; Saccharomycetes; Saccharomycetales; Saccharomycetaceae.
AUGUCAAAUAAUGAAGUACCACUGUUCAAUAGUGCUAGAAAUUCUAUCUCAAAUGGCCAUAUGAUCAGUAAUAAUAUUUCUAAUAAUAACAGUAAUAAUAGCAACAAUAAUAGUGAUAAGAGUAAGAGCCGAGAUAUGAUCAAAGAAAAAUAUAAGGAUCUAUUAAUGGAAAGAAUGCGUAUGAAUCCAUCUAUUUCAACUAAGGAUAACGAUAAUAAGGAUUAUCAAAUUGAUGAGAACGAUUUGAAAUAUAAUGAUUUGGAUUAUUUAGAUGACACUGAUGAUGAUUCAGACUAUGAUUAUUCAUAUACCAAUAAUUAUAAGAGAAAUAAAAGUGAUGUAAAUGUAAGUGAUACAAGUGAUAAUGAUAUAACAUUGGAUGAAGAUAACGAUGAAUAUGUCUCUGGUGAUUAUGAUUUGGAUGAAUCGUAUGACUAUGACUAUGAAUAUGAUCAAAGAAAUCCACAACAUAAAUAUAAAUAUAAUAAUAAUGAUGAUGAUAAUGAUGAUGAUGAUGAUGAUGAUAAUAAUAAUAAUAAUACGCUAAUAUCUAAUAAAUCUUUUUUUCAUUUGAAAUUUAUUUUCAUAUCCUUUCUACUCUUCUCUGGUAUCGUUUAUUUUAUCAGAAUAGGUGGAUCCUAUAACAAUGAUCUAUAUUCAUCUCCGGUAAAGACAACUGGAUCUAUCACAAAUAUUCAAAAACAGAUCAAUCAUUUAUAUAAUGAACUGAACGUAAGAGACAAAAAAUGGAAUAACGAAUUUGAUGAUAAAUUGAGAAUAGUCAUAUCGCAAUUCGAAAAAAAUAUUAGAAAACUGUUACCAAACAACAAUUUCAUAAACAAUUUUCAAAAUGAACUGAAUUUAAUCAAUUCAAAGAUAAAUUCUUUACAGGAUUCAUUCUAUAAUAACAAUAGUAAUCAUAACAGAGACUCAAAUUUUAAAAUUUUACAAAACUUUACAUACUUACAAAACGAAAUCCUAAAUGAAUUGAACCAUUCUCUACCCUUGGAGAUCCCAGUUAUGAUCAACAAUUCUUCAUCUAUUAUGAUAAUACCUGAGUUACAUACAUAUAUCACGAAAUUGUUGUCAAAUUUAAUCCAAAAUUCUAAUCUUACCAAUGUACCUUCACCAAAUUUAAAUGAUUUAAAAUUGAAAUAUGAUUUGAAUAAUUAUAUCAAAGAAAUCUUGACAAAUGAAUUUCAAUAUAUUGAUAAAGAUUUCUUGUUGAGUGAACUGAACCAUAAUUUAAAGAUCAAUAAAUUAGAAAUCUUAAAUGAAUUAAAAGAUAAUAUUAAAAUGGAAUGGAAUAAAUAUGCUUAUAAUCAAAACAAUAAUAAUAAUAAUAAUAGAAACAAUUUUCCUGAACGAUACUCUACUGUACUUUUAAAAAGAUUAAUAAACCAAAUAUACGACACUAAUCAGCAUCAAUGGGGUAAUGAUCUAGAUUUCAUGACAUUUGCACAAGGUACAAGAUUAUUGAAAAGUUUGACUUCGAACAAUUCACCAGUUGGAAAUGGAAUCACCUCAAUGCAACUAUUAUCUGAUACAAAAUUAGAUUCGAUGUCAACGUACUGGCAAAGUGAACCAGAUUCGAACGGACAAGUCACUAUUGGGAUCAGAUUUAAACAGCCAAUAUAUUUAACCAAAAUAUCGUAUUUACACGGAAGGUUUACAAAUAAUUUGCAUAUGAUGAAUUCUGCACCAAGGAAAAUAUCAAUAUAUGUCAAAUUAAUGCAAAAUAUUGAUACAAUAAAUUUACAAAAAAUUGCAAGUCGAAAUAAUGAAGGUGAUUUAUUUGCCAGAGACAAAUCAUUUAUUAAGAUUCAAACAUACGAGUAUGAUAUUUUCAAUAAAAAAAUCAAACAAAAUUUCUUAUUGCCAAGCUGGUUUAUAAAAUUUAAACCAUUGGUUAAAUCAAUGAUAUUUGAAAUCAAUUCAAAUUAUGGUAAUAAAAAGUAUGUAUCGUUGAAAAAAUUUAUUAUCAAUGGUGUUACGGAGACAGAUCUGAAUAUAUUAAAGUCAAAGUCUUUCCCUACACAAAACCACAAAGAUGAUGAAAGUUCAUCACCUGAAUACCAUUUUGAUUCUAGUUUUGAACGUAUCCAGCAACAACAACAACAAUUGAAAGAAUCUAAUAUUCAAAAAGAAUCAGCAGAACGUAGUUACAAAAGUAAAAAUAACCAAAGAGAUACAAAUAUGAAAAAAGUACCAUCCUUUGGAGAAGAUGAACUUGUUUAA